Messenger RNA from Chiloscyllium plagiosum (whitespotted bambooshark), 1793 nucleotides. RefSeq names its product latexin (gene lxn). The record is from RefSeq and is a predicted model, not a curated record. Gene Ontology annotation, molecular function: metalloendopeptidase inhibitor activity. NCBI's taxonomy places the organism in Eukaryota, Metazoa, Chordata, Chondrichthyes, Orectolobiformes, Hemiscylliidae.
AUUAUAGACUGUAACAAAGUCCAUGACACAUGAGCACUUAUUACUCGAAUAUAAAACCACUAAGGUUGUGAAUGUACUGUGAUCCUGACGCAACUGUUGAAGCUGUAUCGUCCACCAGCGAGGGCUCAGUUUAGCUCACCAUCGGGUUAGCUCAAAAAUGUACCUAGUUCUAUCUUUCGUCAUUUGUUUUUUACCAUCACUGUAUGGAAUGCCAAAAAUAACAAAUCAUUUCAACCUUCCAAUUACUGCUCUCGAAAUUCCUGCAGAAGCCAGUCUUGCUCAACAAGCUGCAAGCGUAGCAGUCCACUUUUUAAACUAUCACCAUGGAUCCCCAACCAGAGUAUAUGAACUACAUAAAGUGAAGAAAGCCUAUAUUGAGGUAAUUUUGAACAUUGGACACAAGUACCACUUAGAAUUCGAAGUGAGAAAUCAAGAAGGCCCUUCACAUGUUACUAUCAACUGUGCAGCUAAUGUACUCUUCCAAAAGAAAAAAAAUUCAAACACAGCUUUAAAAUGCAAUAUGAAAGAUGAUAUGAAAGGCAGCUUUGAAAAAGAUAAUAAAUUUUACCUCAAUUUGCAACAGAAGCAUCUUGUGGUAGGCUACAGUAUCCCAGAUAAUUAUGGAUUUAUACAUCCUGACAUGAUGCCAAUCUGGCUUCUGGCAAAAGUUAGUGCCAGUUAUAUCAUCUGGAAAAAAUCCACUGAAGUUAUGAAGUAUAACAUGGUUCAAAUACAGAAAGUUAACCAACAGAUAAGGAAAGACAAAUUUCUUCGAUUUAUUUACACAAUUCUUCUCCAUGAGUUGCCAACUCAGGAGACUGUCACUUGUUUUAUGUGGGUGAAGUGGCACCCCAAAAAAUCCGUGAUUGUGAAAUACUUUUGCUUGCCAUCUCUAUCUGAAAGCUCUUUUAACGCAUUGGAAGCCGAGAGAUUUGAAGGGUCAGGACUUGAAAGAUUCGAAGGGUCAGGAUUGGAAAGGCCCGAAGAGUCGGGAUUGGAAAGAUUCGAAGGAUCGGGAUUGGAAAGGACCGAAGGAUCGGGAUUGGAAAGGACCGAAGGAUCGGGAUUGGAAAGAUUCGAAGGAUCGGGAUUAGAAAGGACCGAAGAGUCGGGAUUGGAAAGGACCGAAGGAUCGGGAUUGGAAAGAUUCGAAGGAUCGGGAUUGGAAAGAUUCGAAGGAUCGGGAUUGGAAAGGACCGAAGAGUCGGGAUUGGAAAGAUUCGAAGGAUCGGGAUUGGAAAGGACCGAAGAGUCGGGAUUGCAAAGAUUCGAAGGAUCGGGAUUGGAAAGGACCGAAGAGUCGGGACUGGAAAGGACCGAAGAGUCGGGACUGGAAAGAUUCGAAGGAUCGGGAUUGGAAAGGACUAAAGGGUUGGGAUCAGAAAAAUUUGAAAAGUCGGGAUCAGAAAGAAUUGAAGGGUCAGCUAUGGAAGGUCUUCUCAUAAACUGAGCUCAAACCACUCACAUACUAGUCUCAUUUACCUAAAGUGAUUAUUUUCCAUUGCAUUUGUAGCAGUAUGUACGACAGUUCAAAAAAGAGAAUAUUACGAACAUUGCACGUGAACUAAUUUAACUAAUAUUUAUAACCACCAAUGAGUUUAACACUGCUGCUCAAAUGUUGUCCUCAAAUUACAUUUUCUAUUAUUGCUUUAAAUAACAUAUUUAAACAGUACAAGAUACUGAAGCUGUGGUCAAGCUUGUGUGCUAACUUAAUGCUAUGAUGUGGAAGUGCCGGAGGUGGAUUGGGGUGGACAAAGUUAAAAAUCACAUGACACCAAGAUAUAAUCCAACAG